GCACAUGGUAUCCGGUAGCACCUCUGCUGUUUCCGGUGAGCUAACUGACACCGUUUGUGCUCUGAGCAAUUUAGCUAUUUAGUUAUUCUUUGUUAAUUAAGCUAUAUUACAUUUAUAUCCACAUACACCUAUAUUAAUUCACUGAGAAAAGGUCAACAUGGCGGAGGCCAUCCAGAAGAAGCUGCACUCGGAGAUGGAGAAGUACACACAGAUGCAGAAAGAUGUCAGCAAGAGCAUGUCAGCCCGGCAGAAGCUGGAGGCGCAGCUCACAGAGAACAACAUCGUCAAAGAGGAGCUGGGUCUGCUGGAGAGCACAAACACAGUGUAUAAGCUCAUCGGUCCUGUUCUAGUGAAGCAAGACCUGGAUGAGGCCAAGGCCACGGUGACCAAAAGACUAGAGUACAUCAAUGGAGAGAUUCAGAGGUAUGAGACGCUUUUGAAGGAGAUGGAGAAGAAAUCUGAACAGCAUCGAGAAGUCUUGUCCAGUCUACAGCAGGAGUACCAGAGAGCUCAAGGCCUCACUGUGGGCAAAGUCUGACCAGAUGACACUGCACACACCCACGCUCGCUUGCUCUCUCUCUCUCUCUCACACAUACACACACAAAGACAGCUUGGCAGAUAUAGAAAGGGAGUUGAUCUCAUGUGGUGAUAUAAAACAGAUUCAGUUCUGCUCGCAUCUUGUUGUUUAUCGACAGCAGUGUUUAGUGUUACUGUGACUUUUCUGUUGUAACUAAUAAACUUUUUUUCAUGAAAAGUCA
Myripristis murdjan (pinecone soldierfish) is the source of this 758-nucleotide messenger RNA. It is a transcript of the gene pfdn6, whose product is annotated as prefoldin subunit 6. Gene Ontology annotation, molecular function: protein-folding chaperone binding. The transcript has 4 exons. Gene Ontology annotation, cellular component: cytoplasm; prefoldin complex. NCBI's taxonomy places the organism in Eukaryota, Metazoa, Chordata, Actinopteri, Holocentriformes, Holocentridae. The coding region runs from base 158 to 538 and encodes 126 amino acids. Gene Ontology annotation, biological process: protein folding; chaperone-mediated protein complex assembly. The record is from RefSeq and is a predicted model, not a curated record.